AUGUCCACGUGGAAAGCAAGGCUCGCCAAAAGACUGAAAUCUCCAUCUAGGAGGAUGCAUCCAUUUCCAUGCUCAGCUCUGCUGGCUUGUUUUGGGAACACAAGAGAGAACGCUCCCUUUGAUCAGCCCAGCGCAGCUGACGCUCGUUCCACCGUCUACUCUCAGCCUAUGGGCAAAGUGGGCCGACACCCAAGUGACCCGAGAGGGGAAGAAGGAACUCCAGAGAAAAGGCGAGAUUCCGGCACCCAUUCAGAGAGAAAUGGCAGUGCACGUGGGAAUUCCAGCAACCACGCUGCCACCCAGCCUGCUGAGACUCCUGAGGAUUUGCCUGGGUUCCUAGAUGGUAAAACGAACUGUGAAGAGGUUACUUUUCAGACUUCAAUCCCCCGACCAUCAAUUAUUGAGAUGCCAACGAAAGAAGAGGAAUUCCAAGAAGAACCUAAAUGCCUCGAGUUGGAACAGAAGAUGACAUCAGACAGCCCCUUCGAGAAUACUGACGUUAAGGACGCUUAUCUCAUUCCAAGAAACAUCAUGGCCGAGCCAGACUAUAUAGAAGAUGACAAUCCUGAACUAAUUAAGCCUCAGAAACUAGUCAAUCCUGUCAAAAUGUCCCGGAACCAUCAAGAUCUUCACAGAGAGCUUCUUAUGAAUCAAAAAAGGGGUCUUGCCCCUCAGAAUAAGCCAGAACUGCAGAAAGUGAUGGAAAAGCGAAAACGAGAUCAAGUAAUAAAGCAGAAGGAAGAAGAAGCACAAAAGAAGAAAUCUGACUUGGAAAUAGAACUAUUAAAACGGCAGCAGAAGUUGGAGCAGCUUGAACUUGAGAAGCAGAAAUUACAAGAGGAGCAAGAAAACGCCCCAGAGUUCGUGAAGGUCAAAGGCAAUCUCAGGAGAACAGGCCAAGAAGUAGCCCAAGCCCAGGAGUCCUAGGCCCAGGCCGCAGAGACCGCACGCCCGGCCCAUCACGCACGGAAGCUGCGUACAGGCGUCUCCUCAACACUUAAUCUCAGGGCCGGAGCCCCUGGAGAGAGUCCCAGCCAGCAGAGAAUUGUGACUUUAAAAAGGAUUUGGUUUUGGUUUUCCUACAAUCUGGGUGGAUAAACUACCUGUGACAGUGCAGUUCUGUUCGCCAAACGAAGGACAUUGACCAGCACUUGAGUUGGGGUAACGGACCUGUGUCCAAAGACUUAAUUUAAAAAAGCAGCAACAGCAGAGGAAGAGGACACUGGAAUAAAUUCUUGAGAGUUGCACUACUUGGUUUUUCUUCCAGUCCAAGUUUAGUGGGGCAGAGAGCCUUUUUUCUUUGAAAACCUAAAGAAAAUGUGUUUCAUUGUUCCUUUAGUUAUCUAUUAGGUCGCCCAGAAAUGCGUUCGAUGUGUUACACCCAAUGUUCGUAAAUUCUAUUUUGAGAACCCGCAGUUUUCUUGUUUAGUUUAUACUUUCACCCGUGUUAGAGUUAACACCCGGAGAAUGUUCAUGUGCGUGUUGAGCACAGCUGUUACCUUUGUUGGCACUAAGGUUCAGAAAUGGGGUGAGCAGGUAUAAAAAUACAUGAACAAAAAUACAUACAUGUCCAUCUUGAUCUCAUUUUAAUCCCUUUUGGCUCUGUGAUAUUAGUAGGCUCCACGGUGACAUUCCAGUCCAGAGAAGGCACAUCAUAUAAAUCCAUUCAUUGCUUUGACAACUGUUAGGGUUUUUGUUUUGUUUUGCUUUUCAAUUUCUUGCUGAGCUAGCCCUUUGAAAUGGAAUAAUCUCCCGAUCCUUUGGAGAAUAAAAACUGGUCCAUGUAACCCAACUUCGACGUCAAGAGUGGAGGGUCCACAUCUUUUGAUCUCUUCGAGAGCCGUUUGCAGAAAGCUCCCAUUGGGAACUGGGCAAGGAGGAGUUCUUUGGGUAUUUUAAUGGGAAACAAAUGUAGGUUGCUCUCAAGGGGGCCUUGUUGGAAGAUUUAUAGCAUUUGUACACUUUGAAUAUUAUUAGAAUCCAACUUAUGAAAAUUUCUGAUUAACGAUCACCUAUUUCUUUGCCUUUCUUUUCUUGUGAAGAAAGACUGUUUCACCACUCUCUUAGCGACGGUGAUGCUGUGGAUAAUGAUGACGUGGAUGACUACUGUACUGCAUCUCUCAGGAAAAAUCGAGGUGAAGGACAAGGCUGCUCAGUUUCCACACUCUAGCGAGCGUGCUCCUCCAAGUGAUGUCCGAGUUAGAAUAAUAGCAAAAUUCCUAUGCGAAAUCCAUUUCGUACUGCUGGUAUGGGCAGGGGUACCUUCUACUUGGGGCGAUCUGGAAGAAUUUGUGUGGAUUCAGUAUGUUCUCCAUAGAGACGAUUCAGCCAGUAAUUUCUACAUUGAAGACUCUUCUCAUGCUUCCUUGAAAGGCCCAUAGACAGCGAGAUCCCAAGCUUUUGAAUCCUUAAUAAACAUAGUAGAAAUUAGCUUUCUAUGGGAAUGCUUUAGUUUUCAGAGUUGACUGUUAGGAUCCUAGUCAAUCCUCAUGUGAACAAGAUAAAAGUAAAUGCAGUGAUAAUACACUGCUAGUUAGAGAACAUGUUGAUUACACCUGAAAUGGAUGAUUUCUCUCAUCAGCAAGUAUUAUUUGAAUAAAAUAUGAGAUGUUUACGAUAAAAUAUUGCUGUAUCGCAGUUUUCUUUUGAAGGAUGGAAUGGGAACUACUGUUUUCCAUCAUUCUUCCUUUUGAGAGAAGAAAGUCCAUUGACUGACCAUCCUGAAAGGACAUUUCUGGUUGCACAUUGACUAGAGUUCUUUCUUCGUGUAUAUGGACUAACAAUGUGAUUUGUAAAAUGAAGAUUCAGGACUGGCUUCUAGCCUUUAAUCUAACUGGAUGUUAGAUCUUUAUAGAUCCUGUGUCCUUGAAGCAAUUCUGCCACUUGACAAAAUUCUCAAGGGCCCUGACAGGCUCCUUUAGAAGGAUCAAUUCUGUUCCUAGAACUUACCUAGAAAUCAUUCUUCCCUGGGGAAAAAAAAAAAAUUAAAAAAGCAUUUCCCUCCCAAUCUCACUUCAAAUCUGCAAAAUUAUGUGUAGUUACUUUAGAAGGUCUGGCCAAAAGGAGACUUGUAAAUAGCGUAAGGUGGUGACUGAUGACUAAGCAGUGGAGUGCACAGGUGGAGAAGCUCUUUGAAGUUGUCAGAUCAGCUCAGCUCACUGGCUUGAGUUUAAAAAGGCAUCCGUCUCCCCCACACUGAAUACUGUACAGUCCACACCCCGAGGACUCAUAAAUAUCCAAGCAGUUUUGUGCUUUGAGCCACUUUUUGACAAAAAUGGCUCCAUUUUCCCACCCUAUGGUUUUCUUAAAAUAGUUGAGUGUUUUAUAGUCUCCUGCUAGUAAAGCAGUGUUGCUUUCUAAGCUAUAACAGUUGACUCUAUUCUUCUACUGAAAAAUCUUGACUUGUUUGGGUGUAUAUAAUAUAUAUAAAGGGAGCCUUAAUGGGUUUGUUUUCAUAAUUUAAUAUUUUUUGUAUUUGCUCUUGUAUAAUUGUUUUUAAUGGAAAGUAUUACAGAAUUGAGGGUGGAAUUCUUAGAACCAAAGUUAUUCUUAAUAAAAAUCACCACAUGCUUGGACCAUG
Messenger RNA from Diceros bicornis minor, 3580 nucleotides. It is a transcript of the gene FAM107B, whose product is annotated as family with sequence similarity 107 member B. The transcript is spliced from 5 exons. NCBI's taxonomy places the organism in Eukaryota, Metazoa, Chordata, Mammalia, Perissodactyla, Rhinocerotidae. The record is from RefSeq and is a predicted model, not a curated record. Bases 1 to 927 code for a protein of 308 amino acids.